AUGGACGAUGAAACUGCACAUAAUCACAAUCAAAAGGAAUCUGCUAUUUUUAAGCGUACAAAUUCAACGGAAAAUCGUUUUAUAAUGAAUCAAGCUAAAUUAGAAAUUAAUUCAACUCAGUACCUUCCAGGUAUUCACGAUCCAGGCCCUCUUACUUGGCCCGAGAACAUGGAUAAUAAUGCCGUCGAAUCGAUGGAAACCGGGGUGAAUAGAUACGCCAAAGCGGAAGCUCAAUUGGACGAAUUAAUAGAAGAAAUGAAGUUAUACAGACCCGACAUCGAAAUGGUAGAACCCCAACCAAACCAGCAACGCAAAAUGCCAAAGAAGAAAACCAUCAAGCAGUUAUUUACAGUAGCCAGUAAAUUUCAACGUAACCUCCGUAGAGGCGUUUACCUAGCGUGCGUUCUAUAUCACGAAGACAGAAUACUAGUAACAAACGAGGACUUUGUACCCGUUAUCGAAAUCGACGAGACAUUCCCGAGCUCCGUUCACAACGAUCUCCAUUGGCUGAUGAAGGUGUCCUGCACUUGGAACGACACGAAACUCAUCCGAUUGGAAAUGGAAAAGAACGUUUCCUCCUCGAUACACUUCCGUUCGAAAAUCCUCUCGGCCGUCAUACAGAUGCAAUCGUCGCUGGGCGUCCAAAAUCUCGGCCAAAUUUACUACAAAGCUUUGAAAGACGCCCGCGGCACAAUGGUCAUCAGCACCGUGAACUACAUCAAAUACCCCAAAAGCAUAUCGUUGCUCAACUCCAAAUGGGUGUCCACUAACAAAGUGUUCAAGAAGAUCGUGCUGAGCGACGAUUUGAACCUGUCCGAGCUCCUCAUGGCUAGCGUUCAACAGCAAAUUAUUUACCACCAAGUGUCGUCGCUGAAGCUGAGCAGGGGCUUGUACUUGGCCUAUUUGAAGAUGGAAAGCUCCGUGGAGGCUAUUAAGAUCGUAGUCGGUUCGAAAUCCCCGAAUAUGCUGCCGCAUUGUAAAAUCAGGGACAACCCAAACGUUUCAAGCGAAGAAUGGCAAUACUUGAAGCUGCAUUAUUGCCCUAAAAGCACGAUCAGCGGUACCGAGCAGCAUCAGACGUUCCUCGAACUGGUGACGAGCGCUUGCAAAAGGUUGUUCAAUUACAUGGAUAUAAACGGAGAAGACGUCUUCGCUCAUCGAAUAUACGAUUCGGAAAUUAUAAAUCUAACGGAAAACGUUAGUUUUAUGUUGCUGUGUCCUUCGGCGGAACUGGCGUGUUCUAUACCGGCCAAAAGGGACCUGCUUUUACAAAGGGACGAUUUACUAAGCUUACCUCUACAGGUAUUCGAAAUGAUACAUCUCAAUACGUACAGAACGGCUAUAACGCAGAAAUUUUCUAAACUGAGCUGCCUGUUAGAAAUCGAUACUAUUACGGCUAAUCACCUGCACAGAAAAGCUUUCUCCAACAGCGAAGUGUUGAUAGCGAAGGAAAGAGUAAUGAAACUGCAAGAGCUAGAGCAACGUUUGAACGCAAUAUGGAAGACCGUGAGGUGGUUGAUGAACGUUAUUUGUUUUGCCAGGGAUCGAACAGCACAAGGAACCUCUACGAGGACCCUCCUUCAGCGAUCGUCGCGCAUGUUCGGCGCCGUUCCGCAAACGUUGCAGGUCAAACCGGAGGAGAGCUUGCUGAACAAAUCCUUCGGAAGAGGCUCCUGGCCCGGACCGGGCAAUACAAUAGCCGCCGAUGCUCACAUAAACGAGUUCAGCAAGAGCGAGCAAAACCUGAAAACCAAGGAAUUCGCCACGAUUAAUCCGCCCGACGACGAGCAAUCCAAACGGCCGAUCGGCGAAUCGAAAAGCGACAACAUCCUGACGAAAAUCAGCGUCAAAUGCAACCCGCAGCGCGCCAGAUCGAACACCAUAUGCAACUUUUCGUUCAACGUCGCCCUGAAGCCGAAACCGACCGAAGGUUUGGCCCAAUUGGGCGAUAAAGAGGCGCUCAUUCCGCCGCCGCCGCCGCAAAACAAGCGGAAGAAAUCCAAACUGGUCUCGUCCAAAAGCAUGACGAACGUCAAGCAAACGUUGAGCUUCAAGUUCAAGUCGGGCCAUUCGAACACUGUCCAUCCGGACGUCGAAACGCACUUAUCGAAGAGCUUGAAUAACAUCAAUAAGGUGGUUUCUGAGCUAAAGGACGAAUGCACCGAGGAACCCGAAAGCAAAAGGACCGUUCGAAGCUCGAGAGUAUUGCGGUAUCCGUUCAAAAACGACAGUGGGAUUUUGCAAGUUUUCGCCGCCUACGAAACCGGUCUAGCUAGCGGCACGAGUCUGAAACUGCACGUUACUCCGCGAACGACGGCUAGAGAAGUGGUGGAUUUGGUGAUAAAGCAGCUCAACAUGGCCGUGGUGCUGAAAGGGAAAGAGGGGCCGGUGUACAACCUGGACAAGCUCAGCAAUUUCUGCCUGGUGGCCGUGAUAGGCGCCAGGGAGCGCUGUCUCCGGGACGAUUUCAAGCCGUUGCUGUUGCAGAAUCCUUGGAGGAAAGGGAGAUUGUACGUGAGGCAGAAGCAGGACGUGCUGGCUGCGCUCGAGCACAGUAGCAGGCACAGUACCAUCAUUUAA
Messenger RNA from Phyllotreta striolata, 2580 nucleotides. NCBI's taxonomy places the organism in Eukaryota, Metazoa, Arthropoda, Insecta, Coleoptera, Chrysomelidae. The record is from the annotation of a GenBank genome assembly.